UUUUCCUAAUGUGACGUGGCAGAGAGUCUUUGAAGAAGAUUCCCGUCAACGUGCUGUAGCGGACUUAAGCCCAAGCCGGGAACCCAACCAGCCAGCUCGUGACUUCCUCAAGACACAGUUCCUCGCCUCCAACGCUUCUCACACCGAGAAACUCCUUUCCUUUCCAACUCUCUCUCUCCUUCUCUCCAUUUCCUUCUCUUUCCUUCCCCCCAAGCAAACCCUGUCUCUUUCAUGUUUUUUGCCAUUUCACCUUAACCCUAACGUUUCCGGUUCCUAAUCCGGCUUCAACCUCAAAUGCAUCCAUCUGAACAACCGCAACGCCCACCACCUCCACCACCGUCAGAACAAUCAGUAUCUCAACCACCGCAAACACUUCUCGACUUAAUCACGAGCGUACUCUUCCUUCUCCUUUCUUCCCUCACCGUCCGAUCUUUCGCGUCGGCGGUGGCAAGUCCUCCGAUCAAAGCUCUGUUCCUCCAAUCCUCUCUCUCCUCAAUCUCCGAAUCUCCUCACUGGAGCGAGAACUCUUUGCUUCACACUCUUUUCCCUUCGCUUCUCUCCACUCUCCAACGUUUAAAAGUCUCUCUCGAUCAAUGUACUCUCUCUUACUUUACUGGGGAACUCCUCAUGCAAAGCGACCUCGACAUGGCUUCCUCGUCUUCUCCAACCAUCUCCAGACCUAGAUUUGCUUCUCUCAGAUCCGGCGUUCUUCACCAAAUACACGCCAUCGUUUUGUCUCACCCGGGACCUGACUCUGAAGAUGAUUUAGGAUUUUUCAUCAGGGAUCUCUUUACGCGACUUCAGAUUGGUGGUAUCGAGUUCAAAAAGACUCUAGAAUCACUUCUCCAGCUUCUAAACACAAGGAAGUCUACUACUUUGGUUGCUAAAGAAGGAAACGUUGGCUAUUUGAUUGGUCUUCUCGACGUGAACAGCCAACCUUUAAUUCGAGAACAAGCCGUUUUAGCAGUGUCGGUGCUGGCUUCUUCGAGCGUAGAUUCGAGAAAGAUCGUCUUCGAAGAAGGAGGAUUAGGGCCUUUGUUAAGAAUCCUCGAAACAGGUUCCAUUCCAUUAAAAGAAAAAGCCGCGAUUGCUGUUGAAGCAAUCACCGCCGAUCCCGAAAACGCCUGGGCAAUUUCAGCAUAUGGCGGCAUCACGGUUUUAAUCGAAGCCUGCCGAUCUGGUUCUCAACCAACUCAAACCCACGCGGUUGGCGCUCUUCGAAACGUGGCUUCCGUGGAAGAUAUGAAAAUGGCUUUGGGAGAAGGUGCGAUUCCUGUUUUAGUUCACUUAUUAGUCUCCGGUACCACCGCUGCACAAGAAAAAGCAGCCAAUUGCAUUUCAAUUCUCGCUUCUUCGGGCGAAUAUUUUCGCGCUUUGAUUAUACAGGAAGGAUUGCCGAGAUUAAUGCACUUGAUUCAAGAGUUAUCAAGUUCAGAUACGAUCGAGCAGUUCUCCGUACAAUCAGUUUACUCCUCUGGUUGCAGAUCCGUUUCACGGAUUUUAUCAUGUUCAACGGCCUUUAUUAUCCAAUUGGGUGAAUUUAUUAAGCACGGGAACAUGAUUUUACAACAGAUUUCAGCUUCUUUGUUAUCAAAUUUGUCAAUUACUGAUGGAAACAAGCGAGCCAUUUCUACUUGUAUGGCUUCUUUGGUAAAAUUAAUGGAAUCACCAAAGCCAGUGGGGUUACAAGACGCGGCGGCGCAAGCGAUUGUUUCGUUGUUGACUGUGCGAACAAAUAGGAAGGAGCUGGUUAGGGAUGAGAAGGUGUAUGAGAUUGUGCAGAUGUUGGAUCCGAAGAAUGAGGCUGUAUCUAAGAAGUUUCCAUUGAUGGUGGUGACGACAGUUUUAAGCGGAGGAGGUGGUUGUAGGAAGAGACUGGUGGCUGCCGGAGCUAAUAAGCAUUUGCAGAGUCUGGCGGAAAUGGAAGUAACUGGAGCUAAGAAGGCGCUUCAAAGACUCGCUGGGAGUAGACUCAAGAGCAUUUCAGCAGGACUUGGAGGGAAUAAUCAGAAAAGAUACUAACCCCCGCCAACUAAGGUGGAGUCCGUUUGGAAUUUUCUAACUGUCAGAAGAAUGAGAAAGUGCUGAAGUGGAAAAAGCAACAAGCAAGACAACACACUUCGUAUACUCCAAACCUUUUUACCUCAUAUCUUUUAAAAUAUUAAUUAUAUUUUAAUUUUUAUAUAUUUAUUACUAUUAAUAUUAAUAUAUGAUGACAAAAGGCAUGGAUGCGGUUUUUAGGGAGUAUCCUCGUUUUGCUUUUAUAUUUCUAUUGUUUUUAAUUAAAAUUGAUUCACUCAUGAAGCUGAUGAGCUGUAAGAGGGAGGUUAUGAUGAUUGUUAUGUUUCCUUCCUCUCUCUUUUUUCUUUUUUACUUCUUUCUAAUUUUAAUCUUCCUUUUGUGGAUUUUGUUUUAUAAUGUAAAUUCCGAAAGUCUGUUUUUUAUCUGUAAUUUCAUUCUAGUAGUGGAAAAAAGAGUGCAACCAUUUUCUGAUCGUCA
Messenger RNA from Theobroma umbraticum, 2499 nucleotides. Its product is annotated as ARM repeat superfamily protein. The record is from RefSeq and is a predicted model, not a curated record. Gene Ontology annotation, molecular function: protein binding. NCBI's taxonomy places the organism in Eukaryota, Viridiplantae, Streptophyta, Magnoliopsida, Malvales, Malvaceae.